Messenger RNA from Apus apus (common swift), 4603 nucleotides. It is a transcript of the gene VIT, whose product is annotated as vitrin. The transcript has 19 exons. Gene Ontology annotation, cellular component: interstitial matrix. Gene Ontology annotation, biological process: positive regulation of cell-substrate adhesion; extracellular matrix organization. NCBI's taxonomy places the organism in Eukaryota, Metazoa, Chordata, Aves, Apodiformes, Apodidae. Bases 126 to 2372 code for a protein of 748 amino acids. The record is from RefSeq and is a predicted model, not a curated record.
AGUUUGGGGUAAAGAAAAGCUUGGAAAAAAUAGCACUUUCAUACUGUGUGGAGAAAAGGAAUAAAAAAUUGCACCCCUCAAGCAAGUGCUCCUUAGCGUUACAGCCAGAUUCUACUUCACUCACCAUGAAGGCCACAGUCAUUGCAACCUUCUUUGGUGUAUUUCUUAUAUGUACAUAUGCAGCUAAGGAAGCCACAAAGAAGAUGAAGAAGUCUAAACUAUAUGUGCCCCAGAUCGACUGUGAUGUCAAGGCAGGGAAGAUAAUCAAUCCAGAAUUCAUUGCCAAAUGCCCUCCAGGAUGUCAAGAUGUAAAAUACCGUGUUUAUGGCACAGACAUUUAUGCAUCGUUUUCCAGUGUGUGCAAUGCUGCAAUUCACAGUGGUAUAAUCGACAACACAGGUGGGAAGAUCCUCGUUCAGAAAGUUGCUGGCCAUUCCGGUUACCGUGGGACCUUCUCCAACGGGGUCAGGUCGCUGUCACUGCCACGCUGGAGAGAGUCCUUCCUCGUGUCAGAGGGCAAGCCAAGAAAAGGUGUGACAUAUCCAUCAACUCUUGAAUAUUCUUCUUCAAAAAACACAGCUGUUAAAUCAGAGCCUAAAAAGCCAGAGCAAGACCUAAAAGCUAUGAAGAGUGCAGAUAGUGCUAAUGCGGCUGAGAAGGCAUCAGAACAAGGGGACACAGUCCGCAAAGAGUACCAGACAUCUCCUGUGCCGACACCAGCUACACAGAUGGCCACCACAACCCCAACACCAACCACCACCACGACAGAUCCUUCCACCACCACACCAAAGCCAACCACAACACCUGCCAUAGCCAGAACCACAAUAGUUGCUGCUGCAGCCAAGACUCGACCUGGACUGCACAGGCUCAGAGAUAUAGGCUCUAGCAGUAUCCACCCAGCAUAUUCAUCUGUGGUAGCUGCAGCAUCAAGACAGGUUCAGGCUGCCCAAGGAAGAGGACAGAAUACAGCAUUCAGGGGCACUUCCACCUCUCCAAGUAACAGGAAUAUUUUACGACCCAGUGCAGGUAUUCAGCGCCAAGAGCCUGAUGCUGCCUUCCGGAGGGCUGCUGGCUCUCCAGCCCACCUGGCAAUGGAAACAGACUCGUGGAAACCUGGACUGAGCCUUUUUGACCCAGGCUUCAGUUCCAAGGAAGAAUUGAAUCCAAAGCCGCUGGAGCCAGUCUCCCAGGGGAACCCAAAUUGCAAGGUUGAUUUGUCCUUCUUGAUGGACGGGAGCUGGAGCAUUGGUAAACGCCGCUUUCAGCUCCAGAAGCAGUUCCUCAGUAACAUGGCUCAAGCCCUUGGCGUUGGCAGCACUGGUCCUCUGAUGGGCAUUGUUCAGUACGGAGAUGACCCAUCCACAGAAUUCAACUUAAAAACUUAUGCCAACUCCAAGGACCUUAGAAAUGCCAUUGAGAAAAUCCCACAGAAAGGUGGACUUUCCAAUGUUGGGAAGGCACUUUCAUUUGUUAACAAAAACUUUUUUUUGGAUGCUAAUGGAAACAGAGGUGGAGCCCCCAAUGUGGCUGUAGUGUUGGUGGAUGGGUGGCCAACUGACCGAGUGGAGGAGGCCUCCAGGCUGGCCAGAGAAUCAGGGAUCAACAUUUUCUUCGUCACUAUUGAAGCAGCUGCUGAAAGUGAGAAGCAGAACGUUAUUGAACCAGACUUCGUGGACAAGGCUGUGUGCAGGACAAGUGGUUUCUACUCCAUCAAUGUGCCCAGCUGGUUCAGCCUACACAAGGUGGUCCAGCCCUUGGUGAAGAGGGUCUGCGACACCGAUCGGCUGGUUUGUAGCAAGACCUGCCUUAACUCAGCCGACAUCGGUUUCGUGAUCGACGGCUCCAGCAGCGUCGGCACCAGCAAUUUCCGCACGGUCCUCCAGUUCGUAGCCAACAUCAGCAAGGAGUUUGAGAUUUCAGACACCGACACCCGCAUCGGAGCAGUGCAGUACACCUACGAGCAAAGGCUCGAGUUCAGCUUUGACAAAUACAGCACAAAGCAGGACGUGCUGAGUGCUAUUAAAAGGAUCAGUUACUGGAGCGGUGGGACCAGCACAGGGGCAGCCAUCAGCUACGCCUCAGAGCAGCUGUUCAGCAAGUCCAAACCCAACAAAAGAAAGAUCAUGAUUCUCAUUACAGAUGGCAGGUCUUAUGAUGAUGUCAGAGUACCCGCCAUGGCAGCUCACAGAAAUGGAAUUAUAGCUUACUCCAUUGGAGUUGCUUGGGCGGCCCAAGAUGAACUGGAAGCCAUUGCAACAGACCCUGAUAAGGAGCAUUCCUUCUUUGUGGAUGAAUUUGACAACCUCUACCGCUUUGUAAAUCAGCUCAUCCAAAACAUUUGCACAGAAUUCAAUUCCCAGCCACGGAACUGAUGGACUCAAGCAAGGCGGGACCCUCAGGCGCCGUGCUGAAGGCAUGCCAAGUGCCACAGGAGUAAUGCCAGUUCAGGAAACACUGGGGGUGUUUUUCUCUGACACUUUCCAGACUGAUUGCAGCUCUGACCCUAUGCAUGAUAAUGCUCUGUGUAGACUGUUGUUUGGUUUUUUUGUUUUUUUUUUCCUUGCAGGCUUCAGAUUUGGAUGGAUAGCAAAAGAGGCAGUAAACAUGGAGGAAAUAACUGGAGCUGCUUGAAAAGCUGCUUCCAAUAUAGAGCCCUAGCUUGUCUGAUUCCCACCUUUGGGCACACAUAAGCUCCUUAAAACAUACCACCAGCUUCCUGAAGUAGUCAGGUCCCUUGAAGGAGCAGCCACAUUGGUGAGCUGCAGUGGCAGAAGCACCUCUGUGUGGCACUGCCCACCCAGGUCAAGGCUGAAAUAUCAGACACUUUUUUUUUGGGGUGUAUGUGUGGGACAGCUCAAAUCUUAGUACCUUCUUCAAAGCAGGCACUCUCUCCAUACAGCUCUCUUACCAGCAAGUUAAGCUUCAGCUAGUGUAAACUCAAACAUUUUGAUUUAUCCAAAGCAGAGAAUGUAUAGUAACUGAGAGGAAAAAGUCAAGCUGUGGGGCCCUACCACUGUUUGUCAACCUGAAUAAAGCCCCACAUCCACAAAGCAGGCAACACACAGGAACUGAAAUCUAGUCACCUACAGCACCGCAUUUAUAUUUGAUUUGAAGAAGUGCCUUGUCCCCUUAGAGCUCUUGCUCCUUUCUUGGGCAGCUUAAGGCCUGCAGGACCAUAGGAUAAUUGCGAAGACAGAAGAAACUCUGGGAAAAAUUGUGGAUUUAAGUGGCUCACAAUCAGAAAAGCAUUUGAGAUCACCAUUCUGUUCUUAAACCACAGCUCAGAACAGCUUAUAGCAGUCUCUAGCAUGAGGAGAGAUAUUCAAGAGCCAUUAACACGAUUUAAGAGGGAAUUAUCUAAACUUCUGCAUUAUACACUGGGAAAAGUAGCAUUUCAAGCAUUCACAGAGAUGCUCUCCUAAAUUUGGGACUGCCUUCUGUUUUAGGGAUUUAUUUCAACAUUAACCUACUACAGGUCUGGAUUAUUCAAAACACACAGUUGUUUCUUAAGUGAAGAACUAGCCAUACCACUAGUCUGCAGGGCAGGAGUGACCCAUCAAGAAGAUUUAAAGAACUCCACUUUGAUUAAGAAACAGCAGUUACUGGUUAUGUUUCCAUCCAGCAUAAUGUAAGAAAACAGGUUCCUUAAGCAAAGUUAUCAAAGGAAAGGGAUGAAGUUUCAGAGCCAAUAAAAACGUGCACGUUCAUUCACCUUACGGCAACCAAAGCCACACUGCCUGAGGCUUGUAAAACUAACAAGAAAUGGGAAGAAAUUAAAACUCAAAUUUCACAUCUUACUUUUAAUAGCAUUUAUAGUUUUGAUAACCAUGAUUCAGGGUGUUUAUUAUUCACAUAAAAAUGUUAAUUAAAUAAAUUGCCAUAAGGCAGACUGCCUUCUGUCAACAAAAGUAGCACAACCUUUUAAAUCAUUACAUUUGGAAAUUCAACUGAAGGAGCCAAAAAAAUUACCAAUUAAGAAGCAGAACGGCAGAUUCUGCAUGAUCUCCCUAGUGUGGCAACAUAAGGCAGACUCCUAAGGACAGGGAGUUAGGUAGAAGCAGAGCCCAUCUCCUGACCCACCUCCCUCACUACUGUUCUAACUGCAAGCAUGUUUCUCUGUCAACACAGGACAUUAUAUGAGCCAGAAAAAAUUCAAACACAUAAACUGAAUUUACUGGGGACUUCAGUUCAGACACCAGAUUUAUUGUCUGAAAACCUGUUUGCUUGGGGUUUAAUUUGUGGCUAGCUGAGAAAAAAGGCCUAAGUCUUAACUUUUAGCUACCCUUAAUAUUGUGGUUGCAAUUUUAAUGCAACAGCUUAUCACCAGAUCUUGUUUUCCAUACUGGCCAUACUGCAGCUCAGAAGACUGGUACUCUGCAGAGACUCCCCAGUUGUUUCACUUGUGCUCAGCUGAAAGCACAGCUCAUAAGGCCAAGAUAUUAGCAACAGUUAGAGCCACACAUGUGAUUUAGGAUAUGCAUUUUAAUUUCUUCCAAAAGUUUAAACUUCAAGCAAUGACAGUGAGCUUUCAAAUGCUCUUCCACAGGGAAGCUGUACAACUAUCUUCUGGGUCAAGCACUUAUAAAGGGCACUCCAGGGUUUG